AUGGAGGACAUGACAUCAGGAAACAACUGCACAGUGUCUGAAUUCUUCUUGGCUGGGCUCUCAGAGGAGCCAGAACUCCAGCUGCCACUCUUCCUGCUCUUCACAGGAAUAUAUCUAAUCACUGUGGUAGGGAACCUGGGCAUGAUCACACUGAUUGGGAUCAGUUCCCACCUGCACACAGCCAUGUACUUUUUCCUCAGCAGUCUCUCCUUCAUUGACUUCUGUCAGUCCACAGUUGUUACCCCUAAAAUGCUGGUGAGCUUUCUGACGGAGAAGAACAUCAUCUCCUACCUUGGAUGCAUGGCUCAGCUCUACUUCUUCAUCAUUUUUGGGGCUGCAGAGUGCUACACAUUAGCUGCAAUGGCAUAUGACCGCUAUGUUGCCAUCUGUAACCCUUUACUUUACACUGUAGUCAUGUCCUAUCAGGUUUACAGUUCCUUGAUUUCAGGAGUGUAUAUUUAUGCUGUGUUCUGUGCAUCAGUUCACACAGGGGUCCUGACAAGGAUUCAGUUUUGCAAAUUAGAUGUGAUCAACCACUAUUUCUGUGAUAUUCUUCCCCUCUUGAAGCUUGCAUGCUCUAAUACCUAUAUCGAUGAAAUGUUGAUUUUAUUUUUUGGUACACUGAAUAUCUUUGCUCCAACAUUGAUCAUUAUUACUUCCUACAUCUUCAUUAUUGCAAGCAUCUUCCACAUUCGCUCCAGGGAGGGCAGGUCCAAAGCCUUCAGCACCUGCAGUUCACACAUCUCUGCUGUUGCCAUUUUCUAUGGUUCUGCUGCAUUCAUGUACUUACAACCAUCACGAGUGAAUUCGAUGGACCAAGGGAAAGUGUCCUCUGUGUUUUACACUACUGUUGUACCCAUGCUGAACCCCUUGAUCUACAGCCUAAGGAAUAAGGAUGUUACAGUUGCACUGAAGAAAAUACUUGAAAGAAAGAAUUUCAUGUGGUCAGAAGUCACAUAA
Mus musculus (house mouse) is the source of this 960-nucleotide messenger RNA. It is a transcript of the gene Or8g28, whose product is annotated as olfactory receptor family 8 subfamily G member 28. Lineage: Eukaryota; Metazoa; Chordata; Mammalia; Rodentia; Muridae. Bases 1 to 960 code for a protein of 319 amino acids. The transcript has a single exon. Gene Ontology annotation, molecular function: G protein-coupled receptor activity; olfactory receptor activity. The record is from RefSeq and is marked provisional. Gene Ontology annotation, cellular component: plasma membrane; membrane. Gene Ontology annotation, biological process: G protein-coupled receptor signaling pathway; signal transduction; detection of chemical stimulus involved in sensory perception of smell.